AUGUCCAAACCUCCGCUAUAUUCAUAUAAUCGUAAUGUCACUUCUACUACCGUCGCAUCCUCGCUUAUUAAAAUCAUUUUAAUGUUCACCAACAUUGUCAAAUCUUUACCCAUAAAUAGCAUUGUCCAUGCAGCUUCCACCGAAGCCACUUCUAAUGCUCAUAAAGAACCCCGAUUGACUCCGGAAGAGUUUUAUGCCAACUUAUUCACUUCUGUGUUUUUGGUGUUAGCCGGUGGUGUGUUUGCCGGUUUAACUUUGGGUUUGAUGGGUCAAGAUGAAGUUUAUUUGAAGGUCAUUGCUACUAGUGGUGAACCUCAUGAAAGAAAACUAGCAAGAAAUGUUUUGAAAUUGAUUGGAAGAGGUAAACAUUGGGUCUUAGUUACAUUGUUAUUGUCCAAUGUUAUAACUAAUGAAACUUUGCCAAUUGUUUUAGAUAAUUGUUUGGGUGGUGGUUGGCCAGCCGUUGUUACUUCCACUGUUUCUAUUGUUAUUUUUGGUGAAAUUAUUCCACAAUCUAUUUGUGUUCGAUACGGUUUGCAAGUUGGAUCUAUGUUUGCUCCAUUUGUUUUGGUGUUGAUGUAUAUCAUGUAUCCAGUUGCUUAUCCAUGUGCGAUGUUGUUAGAUCAUAUCUUGGGUGAAGAUCACGGUACUGUGUAUAAGAAAUCUGGAUUGAAAACUUUGGUUACAUUACACAGAACCAUGGGUGUUGAAAGAUUGAACCAAGAUGAAGUUACCAUCAUUGGUGCCGUCUUGGAUUUGAAAGAAAAACCAGUUAGUUCUAUUAUGACCCCAAUGGAUAGAGUUUAUACCAUGAGUGCCGACACUAUUUUGGAUCAAAAAACAGUUGAAGAGAUUUUCAAUACCGGGUUUUCUCGUAUUCCUAUUUUUCUACCAAACGAACCAACUAAUUUCAUUGGUAUGUUGUUGGUUAGAGUUUUGAUUAGUUAUGACCCAGAAGAUGCGUUGCCGGUUGCUGCCUUCCCAUUGGCCACUUUACCGGAAACCGGAUUGGAUACUUCAUGUUUGAAUAUUUUGAAUUAUUUCCAAGAAGGUAAAUCACAUAUGAUUGUUGUGAGUGAAAAUCCAGGUGAACCUACUGGAGCCGUUGGUGUUUUAACAUUGGAAGAUGUUAUUGAAGAAUUGAUUGGUGAAGAAAUUGUUGAUGAAUCUGAUGUUUAUGUUGAUAUUAAUAAGAAUAUCAAGAGAAAACAACCCGGUCCAUUAGCUAAGAGAAACUUGACUGCUUAUUUGCAUGACUUGUAUCAAAGAAACGGCAGUGGUCCUAAUUCCCAAAGAAACUCACUUGAAUCAAAUGAGCCUCAUGUGGAUAUUACUGAACGAAUGAGAGAAGGAUCUACUUCAAGUGCCAUUUCCUAUACCCCUAACAACAAGAACAAGAAAACUUCUACUAGCGCGAAUUCCCAUUCUGUGCCUGGUACUAGUGGAACUGGUCAUGAAUUCCAAACACCUAUAGGUCCAGCAUCAAAAUGGAAGCCAAUGAAUCCUGCUUUGAAUCCAUUAGAGACCAACAAGAAAUUUGUUACCAUCAAGAGACCAGACCAAGACAAAAUCGAAUCAAUGAAGAGAGUUGCUACUGCGGGAAGCCCGCCUCCGUACAAUCCUCAUACUUCAGGUAGCAAUCCAAUGCAAAUUGGAACCAUUUAUUCAACUGAAAAGGGGGCACUUCAAGAAGCCAAAAGAAGAUCAUUUGAUGAAAGAAGCAACCAAAAGUUUUUAUUGCCUGAUGAACGAGAAGCAGAUGUCUCUGAAAUUUCUGGAAGAAUUAAUCAUAGUGAAGACGAUGCAUCCCAUUAUCACAUUGAUAUUCCAUUGAAUAAUUCAAAUGGAAAUGGACAUGCUAAUGGAAGUUCUGCUAUUAAUAUUCCGGUUCCAGAACAGCAAGAAUCCAGAAGUUACAGAACUGGAGGUAUUGUUGAGUCUGUCAUUAAUGUCCAAGGUGUUCUGAAAACCAUUAUUGAGAAUGUCAGUGAUGUUGAAGAUCACGAGUUUAUGAUUGAUACCAAUAUUGAAGAGCCCCAAAAGGAGAAAAAGAAAAAGAAGAAGAGUAAAAAGAGUAAGUGUAAGAAGAAGGAUUCCCCAAGUUCAAUUAAAUCUGGAUCCGUUAGGUCAGAUUCUCUUGGUUUAGAUGAUGAUUAUGAUGAGGAUGAAGAAAGUAGAUCUUUACUUAAUACUGAGAAUAACAGUAGAAAAUCCUCAGUUACAAGUAGUAGCAAUGGCAAGAGAUGA
Molecule: messenger RNA, 2247 nt
Organism: Candida tropicalis MYA-3404
Lineage: Eukaryota; Fungi; Ascomycota; Pichiomycetes; Serinales; Debaryomycetaceae
Exons: 1
Coding region: 1-2247 (748 amino acids)
Biological process (GO): magnesium ion homeostasis
Cellular component (GO): intracellular membrane-bounded organelle
Source: RefSeq, a predicted model, not a curated record